Molecule: messenger RNA, 3172 nt
Organism: Grammomys surdaster
Lineage: Eukaryota; Metazoa; Chordata; Mammalia; Rodentia; Muridae
Gene: Slc12a1
Product: solute carrier family 12 member 1
Exons: 23
Coding region: 308-3172 (954 amino acids)
Biological process (GO): cell volume homeostasis; potassium ion import across plasma membrane; chloride transmembrane transport
Cellular component (GO): membrane
Molecular function (GO): sodium:potassium:chloride symporter activity
Source: RefSeq, a predicted model, not a curated record
UGAGCAGAAGCCUAAGGUUGUGGGCUGAAAGCUAAGGCCCCAUAUAUGCCUGUGCAAUGCUAACGUGGGUUACGCUUCCUCAGAAGAAGGCUGCUGGAUGGGAAGCAGCUUUGAAGAUCAUUCUGAAGAUUACAUGGGAGACCACACAUCAACAAUACAUCAGGAAUCUAGCUAGCUAUUGGGUCAUCUAGAACCAAAACCAAGCACUCCAUAUUAUAACCAUACUAUUGUCUAUUUUGAAGCAGAAAUACAUAGAUUAAAACAAUAACCACUAUAAAAUAGGUAGUUCUAAAGUAGAUUUUGGAAGAUGUCAGUCAACAUCCCUUCCAACUCAGUGCCCAGUAGCACCAGUCGUUUUCAGGUCCAUGUCAUAAACGAGGGCCACGGCAGUGGUGCAGCCGUGAGUGACAGCGCAGACCCCCCACAUUAUGAAGAGACAUCUUUCGGGGACGAAGCCCAGAACAGACUGAGAAUCAGCUUUAGGCCUGGGAAUCAGGAGUGCUAUGACAAUUUUCUCCAAACUGGAGAGACUGCUAAAACAGACACCACGUUUCACGCUUAUGACUCUCACACAAACACAUACUACCUACAAACCUUUGGCCACAACACCAUGGACGCCGUCCCCAAGAUUGAGUACUACCGCAACACGGGCAGUGUGAGCGGGCCCAAGGUCAACCGGCCCAGCCUGCUGGAGAUUCACGAGCAGCUGGCUAAGAAUGUGACUGUGGCCCCUGGUUCAGCUGACAGGGUUGCUAAUGGAGAUGGGGCGCCUGCAGAUGAGCAAGCAGAAAACAAGGAAGAAGACACAGCUGGAGUCGUGAAGUUUGGAUGGGUGAAAGGAGUGCUGGUGCGAUGCAUGCUGAACAUCUGGGGAGUCAUGCUGUUCAUUCGCCUCUCCUGGAUUGUAGGAGAAGCGGGAAUUGGUCUGGGAGUCAUCAUCAUUGGCCUGAGCGUAGUAGUGACAACACUCACAGGUAUUUCUAUGUCGGCUAUUUGCACAAACGGAGUGGUGCGAGGAGGUGGAGCCUACUACCUGAUUUCCCGGAGCUUAGGGCCUGAGUUCGGUGGGUCAAUAGGCUUGAUUUUUGCUUUCGCCAAUGCAGUGGCUGUCGCUAUGUAUGUGGUGGGGUUUGCGGAGACUGUGGUAGAUCUUCUUAAGGAGAGUGAUUCAAUGAUGGUGGAUCCAACCAAUGACAUCCGCAUAAUCGGUUCUAUCACAGUGGUGAUUCUUCUGGGAAUCUCAGUAGCUGGGAUGGAGUGGGAAGCUAAGGCUCAAGUGAUUCUUCUGGUCAUUCUUCUCAUUGCUAUCGCAAACUUCUUCAUUGGAACUGUCAUUCCAUCCAACAAUGAGAAGAAAUCCAGAGGCUUCUUCAACUACCAAGCAUCUAUAUUUGCGGAAAACUUUGGGCCAAGCUUCACAAAGGGGCAAGGCUUCUUUUCCGUCUUUGCCAUCUUUUUCCCAGCUGCUACUGGGAUUCUUGCUGGUGCCAACAUCUCUGGAGACUUGGAGGAUCCCCAGGAUGCCAUCCCCAGAGGGACCAUGCUGGCCAUCUUCAUCACCACCAUUGCCUACAUAGGUGUUGCUAUUUGCGUAGCCGCCUGUGUGGUCCGAGACGCCACUGGAAGCAUGAACGACACCAUCGUUUCUGGGAUGAAUUGCAAUGGCUCUGCAGCCUGUGGGCUGGGCUACGACUUCUCAAGAUGCCAACACGAGCGAUGUCAGUAUGGGCUGAUGAACAACUUCCAGGUCAUGAGCAUGGUGUCCGGGUUCGCCCCCCUCAUCACCGCAGGGAUCUUUUCAGCAACACUGUCUUCAGCCCUGGCCUCCCUCGUCAGUGCGCCCAAAGUAUUCCAGGCUCUGUGCAAGGACAACAUCUUCAAAGGACUGCAGUUCUUCGCAAAGGGCUAUGGGAAAAACAACGAGCCCCUGAGAGGGUACUUCCUCACUUUUGUGAUAGCCAUGGCGUUCAUUCUCAUCGCGGAGCUGAAUCUCAUUGCCCCCAUCAUCUCCAACUUCUUCCUGGCCUCAUACGCUCUUAUUAAUUUCUCCUGCUUUCAUGCCUCGUAUGCCAAAUCUCCAGGAUGGAGGCCGGCAUACGGGAUUUACAACAUGUGGGUAUCUCUUUUUGGAGCGAUUUUGUGUUGUGCAGUCAUGUUUGUCAUCAACUGGAAGGCAGCCAUCAUCACCUAUGUCAUUGAAUUAUUCCUCUAUAUCUAUGUGACUUAUAAGAAGCCAGAUGUGAACUGGGGCUCCUCCACACAGGCUCUGUCCUACGUGAGCGCCUUAGACAAUGCUCUGGAAUUAACCACAGUGGAAGACCAUGUGAAAAACUUCAGACCCCAGUGCAUUGUCUUAACAGGCGGACCCAUGACAAGACCCGCUCUCUUGGAUAUAACCCACGCCUUCACGAAGAAUAGUGGCCUCUGCAUCUGCUGUGAAGUCUUCGUGGGACCUCGCAAGCUGUGUGUUAAAGAGAUGAACAGCGGCAUGGCUAAAAAACAGGCCUGGCUCAUAAAGAACAAAAUCAAGGCUUUUUAUGCUGCAGUAGCAGCAGACUGCUUCAGGGACGGUGUCCGGAGUCUCCUUCAGGCCUCAGGCUUGGGGAGAAUGAAGCCAAACACUCUCGUGAUUGGAUACAAAAAAAACUGGAGGAAAACUCCCUUGUCAGAGCUUGAGAACUAUGUGGGAAUCAUACAUGACGCCUUUGACUUUGAGAUUGGCGUGGUCAUAGUCAGAAUCAGCCAAGGGUUUGACAUCUCUCCAGUUCUCCAGGUACAAGAUGAACUAGAGAAACUGGAACAGGAGAGAUUGGCUCUGGAGGCCGCAAUCAAAGACAACGAGUGUGAGGAGGGGAAGGGAGGCAUCCGAGGCUUGUUUAAGAAGGCCAGCAAACUGAACAUUACCAAGCCAGCCCCUAAAAAAGACGGCAACAUCAGCACCAUCCAGUCGAUGCACGUUGGGGAGUUCAAUCAGAAACUGGUGGAAGCCAGCGCUCAGUUUAAAAAGAAACAGGGAAAAGGCACCAUUGAUGUUUGGUGGUUAUUUGAUGACGGAGGGUUAACACUGCUUAUCCCAUAUAUCUUGACUCUCAGAAAAAAAUGGAAAGAUUGUAAGUUAAGAAUCUAUGUUGGAGGAAAGAUCAACCGCAUCGAAGAGGAAAAAAUUUCGUGA